AGUAGUUUAGAUUUGGGUUCAGCUACCUGCAACAAAGAUAUAUAAAUGUUGGACAAUUUAGCCAAUGAUGUGGAGCACAGUUUCUCUCUGGUCCUUUUGGCAGAUGACAAAAUUGUGAAAGGACGGCAGAAAUACAAAUAUAGAACAUUACAAUCUAGGGACACCCAUUUAUGCUUCACAGUCGAGUUGCAAUAGAGAAAUUACAAUACGAGAUAAAACGUAUUAGAAGCUUUUGACUACAAUUACAUCAAGGAAUUCAGGUAGGGCUGGGGGAUGUUUUAGUCAACUGAUCUGAUGGCAGCUGGUUUCAGAAUACAUUGAAAAAUUGAUGCUAACAUCUAAGAACACCACUUGCUGAAAAGGGAUUGCAGGCAGGCACUCAGUUCAGGCACUAGGGAGGCUGAUUCAUUUUGUCGACUGCUGCAUUUCAAAUUGAGGGAAAUCCAUGAUGGACUCUCUUUAAGAAAAGUGAUUAUAUAAAUCAGCUUUGACUAACAUGGUGUUCUUCAGACAUCUGGGACCAAAUUUAAUAGUUCACAAGCCUUCUUAACUUGGGGAUAACUGAAGAUGAACCUUUCUGAAGAGCAAUCUGUUUAGGGAAGAUGAGUAAAUUCUUUCCUCUUUAUCCAAUUAAUUUCAUGCAAUGCUACAGAGACUUAAGUGGAACUCUGGAUGCAGUGUAUCGUUCUGGGGUCUGUGUUAUUUUUCUUCCUCUUUUUAGUAAAAAUGGUUGUAACUGUUUUUCAGUUUGCUGGAUGCUGGAGACUCUUAAAUUAGGGCCUUAUCCCUAUGGGGGCUCAGCGACUAUCUGCUGCAAAUAUAGAAAAGGGGAUGAAGAAGCUGUCAAGUAUUGGUGCAAAGAAGAACGAUUUAGAUUCUGUUCUCGUAACCGUACCAUCCGAACAACCGGAUCAGAGAAAGAGGUGAAGCAGAAUGGCAUGUCCAUCAAAGACAACCACGUACUUCGUGAAUUCAGGGUGGUCAUGGAGAACCUCACUCACAACGAUGCUGGGACUUACCUAUGUGGGGUGGAGAGAAAAUAUGACACCUGGCAGCCGGUGGAACUAAUCGUUAUUGCAGAUGAUGUUUCCACACCUACAUCUAGAAACAAAGACAAUAAAACAGUAGAACCAAGUGAACCUCCGUUAUCUCCUGAAAGAAAUCUUGAUUUUAUCCUGCUCAUCUUGAAAAUACCCAUCUUUUUAACUAUGCUGGCUGCUAUACUUUGGGUGCAUAUAUGGUACAAGAGAGGAAAACACCCCAGUGUCCAAAUUUCAGAGUCAGAAGGAGCAAAAGGAUAACUAAUGACUUCAUUUCAUUCAAUUGCAUCAUUAACUUCCAGAUUUUCCAGUAGCUGUCUCUUUCUCACCUUGGAGAGGAUCAAGAACCUGACCUGCUGAUUUCAUACCAAGAAGUUUCAUGAGUGCUCUAAUAAUGAUGGCUGUGGCCAGGAUCUUCCCAACUACCUUACAAAAGACCAGAAGAGAAGAAGAAAAACUUUGGUUAAUUUACAUCAUUCAAUGGUAAAUCAGCAACACAAACCAGAGAAAAUACAUAGCUGAGGUUGAAACCUUCACUCUUCUUUGUCUAUGCUUAUGCUUAGCCUUCUUAUCGCCCUCUUUCAUCUCCUGGACAUACUUUACAUGGUCUGUAGCUCAAAGGUGCUUUUUCAAAAGGCAACUGGGCUGUUUUUUCCCUUGAGGAAGAAAAUGUUUCACUUCUCAUCCAGGAAGCUUCAUCAGUUCUGAGUGGAUGGUGAGGGGGGAAUGGAAGAAUUAUCAGAACUAAUCCUUCUAGGAACUAAUUUCCUCCACCACCACCACCCCAAUAUCCAGCCCAAACUGAUGAAGCUUCUUGGAUGGGAAGCAAAACAUCUUUUUUCUUCCUCAAGGAAAAAAAAUAUAUAGUCCAGUUGCCUUUUGAAAAAGCCCAUUUGAGACAGCCAUAACCUGGAUGACCUGAAAUCUCCAUAGACAUGGACUGUAGCUGCCUUCUCAAUAACUGAACUACAAUUCCCAGCAUCCAUCACCAUCACCAUUCAUCAUUUAGCUAGGGAUGCUUAUAUAAGUAAAUGUAUUACAUUUUCAACCUCCAAGGUCUACCAGCAGGAUUUAUUAGGUCAGAUGAAUUCUUAAAUCUAUUCCCAAUAGUUACAAUUGCUGAAACAUUUGCUUUCUGAUUUAAUACAGGAGAGAAAAACAAUUUAGGGUCCACAGAGCCAUCUAGGCAAGGUUGAGGAGAGCCGUGGUAGUCCAUGGUAGCCCAAAAUCUGAUAUGGUAACUGUUGCAUAUAGGGACGUGGUGGCUUAGUGGGUAAGACACUGAGCUUGUCGAUCGAAAGAUUGGCAGUUCAGCGGUUCGAAUCCCUAGUGCCGCGUAACGGGGUGAGCUCCCGUUACUUGUCCCAGCUUCUGCCAACCUAGCAGUUUGAAAGCACGUAAAAAAUGCAAGUAGAAAAAUAGGGACCACCUUUGGUGGGAAGGUAACAGCAUUCCGUGCGCCUUUGGCGUUGAGUCAUGCCGGCCACAUGACCACGGCGAUGUCUUCGGACAGCGCUGGCUCUUCGGCUUUGAAACGGAGAUGAGCACCUCCCCCUAGAGUCGGGAACAAGUAGCACAUAUGUGUAAAGGGAACCUUUACCUUUACCUUUACUGUUGCAUAUGUUUAUGUGAACUACAGCUGCCUGAUGAGCUACAGCAGAUGAAAUGAGCUGUGUCUCACGAAAGCUUGUGGCACUUAAUAAAAUGUGUUUGCCUAUCAGGGUCCUGACAGAGCCAUUUAGUGAUAGAAAAAAACACGUAUCUACAUUUGUAACAGAAAGUUCUUUAAAUAAAUUUGGCUUUGCUGUUUUUUUGUUUUUUGUUUAAAUAAUAAGUGUAUUUAUAUCUGGAAAUAUCCUUGCUAUCUACUGACCAUAUAUCAUUGUGCACCAAUACAGCAAUUGUUGUCCCUAUCUUUGCCAACUUUUGCAGUUGUUUCAAGAGAAAGAGAUUAGCACUAUAGGUAGAAAGUGGGGGGGGGGGUGAGUGACAACACAAUGGAACUGCUGUUCUUGCUUACUCCUGGGCUACUCUUGCCAGAUAAGAACAAUCAAUAUAGCUCAUUGCAUCCUAGGCUCCAUUUCCCAUACAGUCUAAAUAAAUAUAUGUAAAUAUAUGUAUUCUGUACAGUAGAUGUCAGAAUCCUAAUGUGUGUUGAAGAUGACAGAUAAUCUAAAAAAAUUGUCAGUAGAAGACAUAAAUGGCAGUAAUAACAAUGGUAGUAGUGCAAAUGAAUUGUAACGUCAUCACCAUCAUCAUCAUGGGAUAUUUACCAGUAAAUUGCAAGUUCAGUCUUUUCCAAACUAAUUCCCUCCAAAUGUCUAUGGAGAGUCUCGGUCAUCUAGGUCUUGGUUGUCCCAAAGGUGUUUUUUCAAGAGGCAACUGGACUUUCUGGUUUUUCUUUUUUUGUUUGAAGACAUUUUGUUUCUCAUGCAAGAAGCUCCAAGCUCCAAGACUUUCGCUUGGAGAAACGAAAGUCUUCAAAGAACAAAAUAGAAUAGAAUAGAAUAGAAUAGAAUAGAAUAGAAUAGAAUAGAAUAGAAUAGAAUAGAAUAGAAUAGAAUAGAAUAGAAUAGAAUAACAGAGUUAGAAGGGACCUUGGAGGUCUUCUAAUCCAAUCCCCUGCUUAGGCAGGAAACCCUACACCAUUUCAGACAAAGAAAAACCAGGAAGUCCAGUUGCCUCUUGAAAAAGCACUUUUGGGGUACCCUCCAAAUGUUUUGGACUAAAGUUCCUACAAACAUUCCCAAGAAAAUUGCAGGGACCUGUCCAGACAGUCAGCCAGAGUCAAAACUAUUAAAACUAUUAAAAAGAGCAUAGACAAAGUGACAAAGUAUCACUGCAAUCAUACCAUCCAUAAAUGUACAUAUGUAAUCUACUGAUUACAUCAGAUAAUGUUGAGCUUUCUGGAAACAUCAGAAACAUUUGUUUUCACAAACUCUAAACCUGAGCACUGGCCCCAGUGGGUUUCACGCUGAAUGUUAUGAGGUGUUUCCAGCUGAUAGAUUUUUUUUUCACUGGAUCGUUUGGAAAUGAGUGGCUAGGAAGAUGACAAGAUGGCAAGAUUGAGCUGUUCGAAUGAACCAGGUUUAGGCCAUUUUCUUUGAUGAUAACAUCAUCACUCACGAAUCAAUCCAUUUUUCCCCUGUACUAGAUUGAUAUUUCUAGUGAGCUCACUAACCUCAGAAGUCAAUAGAAUUUGUCAGCAGUUAUUUCGCAAAUAACGAUUCCAACGAUACUUUUGGCUCUUUUCUGCACACCUCAAUUCCAACACAACCUGCUCAAAAAGUCUCCAGAGAUAAUCACACCGCUUUCUCAAUGGCAGCACUCAUAUCAAUUCCUGCCCCUCAAAAAUAGUUGAUAGUUUGUGCUUGCAGAGCAAUGAACCAGAAGGUUGGAUUUGUCCUGACAUACUAAUGGUGGGUUAAAGGUUGAAUUGAAUUUGCUGGACAAGUAGUCUUUUGAGGUGAAACAAAUCUCACCAAAUACUUGCUAAAUCUCUAAUGCAGAAUGGCUAGCUGGGGAAUUCUGGGAGUUGAAAUCCACAAGUCUUAUAGUUGCCAAGAUUGGACACCCCUGCUCUACUAGGAGUGCUAUGCUUAGUUGUUGAUAGCACCUUACCGCUAAUCACUGACAUUUGUGUGUGUGCAUAUGUAUGGUAUGUUCUCGAUCAGCUCAUACAAAUCUAGGUUUGAGCAACUUGUGGGUUGCACACAUCCUUCCCUACCUUCAAAUUUUGAUUCCAGAAUACCUUGAGUCUGUCAGAGUCUGUCAAAUAUCAGAUGGCUUCAAGGAUGACCUAUAAAAUGGCCCCACCCUUGCAACUCACCUCUGAAAAAUGAACUAAAAAUGGGUAGCUCUGUCUUUGGCUCCUAAAAUGUCUCCUACCUAGACUGAAAAUAUUUCCUGUCCACAAACUAUAUUAUAGUUACAAUAGUCUAAAAUACUGUUUCUCAAUCUUUUGGAAUCCGUGUCACCUUUUAAUAAAC
Molecule: messenger RNA, 5029 nt
Organism: Ahaetulla prasina
Lineage: Eukaryota; Metazoa; Chordata; Lepidosauria; Squamata; Colubridae
Product: CMRF35-like molecule 7
Exons: 5
Coding region: 603-1301 (232 amino acids)
Cellular component (GO): plasma membrane
Molecular function (GO): transmembrane signaling receptor activity
Source: RefSeq, a predicted model, not a curated record